CUCCAGUUUACCGGAAGUGACGCCGGGCCGUGAGUGGUGAGAGCAGACAUGGCUUCUGGAGGAGCCGGUGACGGCAAAUGGAAAGUGGUGGGCAAGAACAAGAAGAACGGGGACCGGAGAAGGGCGCUGGGGGAGAACAACCUGCUGCCGGCCGCCAGCACGGCGGGGGUCCUCAUAAAGCCCACCGUCUAUGAGCAGGGCUUCGAGAAGAUCCUGAAGAAGCAGAACAAGGAGCAGGUUCCUCCGCGCAGCGCCGCGGAGCCCCAGAACCAGAAGAAGCCGCAGCAGCCGAGUACCAGCAAGAGCUCCAAGAAGACGUCUUCUGGGGGGGGCGCCCCGUCUUCUCCCAGGAAGCAUGCCACACUGGAGGAGGCUGUGCGGGCGCUGGACCUGGCCGAGUUUCAGAGGACGAUGGAGACGAGUCAGACCAUGUUCCCGGGGAACCCCCAGAUCUGGGUGAAGGACCUGGCCGGCUACCUGAACGACAAGCUGCAGACCCCCAAGAACGAGCCGGUGCCGAGCCACCAGUCUCACGAUUACCCCUACUGCCUGGCGAACAAGGAGCUGCGCGGCAUCAUCCGCUCUGUGCUGGUGAAGGCGCCAGAGCUGCAGGAGAUGUUUGUGGACCACUGCAUGUUCUCCAUGCUGCAGGAGCUGGAUAAACCCACAGCUGUGUCCGUCCACGGCUACCGGAUCUGUAUCCAGGCGGUUCUGCUGGACAAGCCCAAAAUCGUCACCGCAAAUCUAAAGAAGUACCUGGACAUGCUGCGGGCUCAGCAGAACAAGCCGGCGUGGUGCCUCGCCAUGAUGUGGGCUGUGGGACAGGCAGGGUACGCUGACUUAACAGAGGGUCUGAAAGUGUGGCUCGGCCUCAUGCUCCCGGUCCUGGGGAUCAAGUCGCUCUCGCCCUUCGCCAUAUCCUACCUAGACCGUCUCCUGCUGAUGCACUCUAAUCUGACCAAAGGAUUCGGUAUGAUUGGAGCCAAGGAAUUCUUCCCGCUCCUGGACUUCGCCUUUAUGCCGAACAACUCGCUGUCUGCCAGCCAGCAGGAGCAUCUUCGAGACUUGUUUCCCAGGCUGAAGGUUCUGGCGUUUGGAGCGACCCCCGAGAGCACCCUGCACACUUACUUCCCUUCCUUCCUGUCCAGAGCCACCCCGAACUGCCCCCCCGUCAUGAAGAAAGAGCUUCUCCACAGUCUCUACCAAUGUCUGAACCUGGACCCACUCAGCUUCAGCGUCUGGAGGCAGCUCUACACCAAGCACCUGACACAGUCCAGUUUGCUCCUGCAGGAUCUGGUCAAAUCCUGGGGCACAACUUCUAAACUGAUGAGGAAGUCGGUGAGGGAGACGGCACAGUCAUUCCGUGUGACCAAUGAAGAAUUCUCUAAAAAAUCACCAAAUUCAAGGGAGAUUGCGCAGUGUGAGUCUGCGUGUAAGGCUGUCCUGAAGAAGAUGAAGAGGCAAGGAUUUCCCUGGUUCCGGAUUUUCCUGGUCGCCCUCAUGUUCACAUCCGGCUUUGUGAUCCAUGACGUUCGGACACACGGCUCUUUUGAAGCCUCCUCCACGGCCGGCGUGCUGCAGCACACGGGGCUCAUGACCCUCGCCCAGCAGACGUGGACCACCGGCUCCUACGCUCUUCAGCAUUGUCACAGCUGGUUAGAACGCAAUGUGCCGGUAUAUUACUCUCGGGCAGUGGAGGUGCUGGGACCAGUUCUGGAGCUGUUAUGGGAGAAGAGUCGGGAUGGAUUUCUACUGGUCUCACAGAAAUGUUCCACACAGCUGACGUACCUGAGUGACAAUCUGCCGUGGUUUAUUGAGUGGCUCCAGUCCCGGAUCCCUGACUCCGUCUUCCAGCUGCUCGAGUACCUGAGAGAACUUCUUGUCCUUCUCUACCACAAUUACGUCCUGCCCGCGGUGCAGUAUUGUGAGGCCACCCUCCAGAGGACGUGGCAGCAGUAUGUGGACUCUUGCAGCGGGAAGGUGACGUGGGACUGCACGAGGGCGCACCUGACCAACGUCACCCAAUCCUCCUGGAGGUUCCUGCAGAACACGACAUUGGCCAUUAAGGACUGGGCGGUCGCCAUGAUCUCCACUCACUAGAGCGGGACCUACAAAGACUUUAUCAUCGGCUUCCCUCCCCUCCCCCCCGUCUGAGUCUGUGGGUGGUAUCUCACCUGCUAUGGGGACCAGGAUAAUGACUGGUGCGGAUAUUUUAGGAUCGGACACAUGCCUCCCCCCAUCCCUGAGUUGUGUGAUUGAGUUUCAGGGUCAGUUCAGGAGCCGGCCGCUGGAGUGACUGGUGGGAAUAUGUAUGUAACGUGCAGAGGUCUUCCUCUAGAAGUCUUAUGAGAUGGUGACGACUGUGGAGCUUUUUCUUUAUUUUGUGGUGACUGACAUUUGGGGAAGGUUUUUGUCCUUUUCCUGUGAACUUCCACCUUGUCCCUUCGCUCAGAUUAGUCACAUUUGUCCCACUGUGGAUACGACUGAACCUCGGUUUUGGCCUUUUUUUUUUCAUUUUUGUCAUUAAAUAUGUGUCAGGUCUUGUGCGCCUCCAGCGCUGCGAUGUCUUCACAGCUCGUCUUAUAUCAUCCAGUGCAUUUUAAUAAACUUGGCAAUGAGCCAGAAGACGCUGAAGAACCUGGUUUGCAGAUAUUGGUGCCUCGCAUGUUCUCUUUGGACUGACCUGGAUUCCUGCAUUGUAUAAAAUGUGCUCUGAUUGUUAUCCAAGUCCCAGUCCUAGACAAACCCAAUGUAACUACACUAAUAACACACAGCUGUACCGCUCAUGUCUUUUAUGGAUUCAUUCAGUAACUGAACUCUGGAAUUUUAUGUCUUGUUCAUCCCAAUUGCAGUAGUCACCAUCUCCAAAAGCAUCCUGCACAGCAAUGAGGAGCACUUUUGGACCAUUCCGCCCUCCAUAUGUGUAGAGUCCUUGUGUGCAUAGUCGUCUUGGUAUCAUGUCACUAUAUCUCCAUGGGGUUCAGGUCAGGAUUCUGACUCGGUCAUUCCAAAAUACAAAUACUCUUCUUUCUCU
Messenger RNA from Bufo bufo (common toad), 3034 nucleotides. RefSeq names its product transmembrane protein 214 (gene TMEM214). Gene Ontology annotation, cellular component: endoplasmic reticulum; Golgi apparatus. Lineage: Eukaryota; Metazoa; Chordata; Amphibia; Anura; Bufonidae. Bases 49 to 2100 code for a protein of 683 amino acids. The transcript is spliced from 17 exons. The record is from RefSeq and is a predicted model, not a curated record.